AUGUCCGACUCUCGACCCGUCAAGCCUUUUGGCUUGUCGCAGGUCUAUGUGCCCCGCGGAGACCCCACCGUGGAUAUUGUGUUUGUUCAUGGUCUAAACGGCCAUCCCCACGAUUCCUGGACCAGCAAGCCCAGCAAGACGGAGAAAGGCGGCUGUUUCUGGCCCGUGGAUCUACUGCCCGAAAUUCUUGCACCACUACGUCCUCGCAUAUUGACCUAUGGCUAUAAUGCGAGCGUUGCUGCUUUUACUGACGGCGCGUCGCGGGACUCAAUCGUCAGCCAUGCAGAGACGCUGGCGUCCAAUCUCGCUGCCAACCGAAAUUUACGAAACUGCUCCGAUCGCCCCAUCAUUUUCGUCUGCCAUUCCCUAGGAGGCUUGGUCGUCAAACGUGCCCUCAUCUAUAGUCGGAGUUUAUCGAGCGAGAAAACUGAACACCUGCGCUCCGUGUACGUGUCGACAUUCGGCAUCCUCUUCCUCGGCACACCCCAUAACGGAUCCGACAUCGCGAAAUGGGGGUUGUUAUUGCACAACAUCUGUACCGCCGUUCUCCCCAAGAAGGUUAUGGAGGGCUCCUCGCAACUUGUGCAGGCCCUGCGGAAGGACAACGAGACCCUGCAGCACAUCAAUAGUCUGUUCGCCGAUAUCAUGGGUCGCUUCCACAUCUACUUGUUCCAUGAGACUCGCUCUACAGAUAUGCGCGGAACUCGGGAGAUUAUUGUCGAUGAGGCAUCAGCUGCACCGUACAUUGAAGGCGUGGAGCGAAUGGGCAUCGAGGCUGAUCAUAGCCACAUGUGCAAGUUUGACGAUGAAAACUCUCCGGGCUUUGAAGUAGUUGCCGAAGCCAUCCUCCGAUACUCCCGCCAGGCUCCCACGAUCAUUGCAGAUCGUUGGGUGGAAGAGCACAAAACUCGUCUGCUGGAGAAGAAGGCAAAGGCUCGUGAGAUUUAUGACGGUAGAGUAGAUGAUUCCGUCGGACGCAGUAUGACGACUUCGAACUCGCCAGACUCUUCCCUGCUUACUCUGCCACUACAAUCCAUUACUGAUGGUGGCCGCAACUCCCCAGUAUCCGACAUAGACCAUAGCGGUGUCUUAACAUCAUCACAAAUCUCUCAUAGAGAUCCACCGCUUUUCGUCGCGCCUCCGGGUUUCCAUCCCAAUGCAACUUUUUAUGGAAUGGAGAAGGAGUUGGAGGUGCUACAUAGCCGCCUGUUCAAGGUUCGAACACGUGCAGAUCGAACAAUGGCCGUUCUGAUCUCUGGUGUCCCGGGAUCUGGAAAAACCCAUCUAGCCCGCCAGUAUGUCUUUGCACAACGCGAGAAUUACCCCGGUGGUAUAUUCUGGAUUGAUGCAAAGUCCCGUGAGUCUUCAUAUAAAUGCUUCUGGGAAAUCGCGCAAGCAGCCACCCUGAUCGACCACAAGGAGACUCAUGACCCGGCGUAUCAAAAGACUCAGUCCUAUGUGAACGCUGUCCGGAACUGGCUUCAGACGCGUCAUGAGUGGUUGAUGGUAUUUGAUGGAGUCUCGUUUGAUCAUGAUGAUGAUAUCAAUGAGUUUCGACCUUUUCUCCCCUGGAACAAGAGGUGCAGUAUCAUCUAUACCUCGGUUGAUGCCACGUUACGAAAAAAGCAACGUCUAUACGAACCAUACUGCCUCUCGAUGCCUCGUAUGCGAGUUGAAGAUGCUUGCAAACUUCUGUUCAAAGAUCUCGGAAUCAAAAACGCCACACAGGAGCAGAUUCAUAAGGCCACUGAGCUGGUGGGAUACUACGAAUGUCUCCCACUUGCCAUUCAUGCCAUCGGUCAUCGUCUUAAUGCCACGGGUAAGCCCAUCGAGAGAUACCGUGUCAAGUACCAAGUGACAGACAAGAAACUCGCCGAGCCAUUCUUGGGCAUCAUGAAUGAUCUAUACCGCUUGCACCACCGACAGGCUUUGAAUCUGAUUAAUCUUCUCGCUUUCCUUGGCCACCAUGUUCCGGUCGGCUUGAUUAACCUCGGAAAGGGCGCCAUGUCCGCCGAAAACGCAGAGAUACUGUCCAGUGCUCAGAUAGGAGAGGACCCGGAUCUCGACACCACUCUAGGAACGCUAAUUCACUACGGGUUGAUCGAGAGGGCUUUGGAUACUCAGACUUCAUCCGUUCCGAACCUGUCCCCUCAACAGUCGAGUGAUGACAUGGGCAUAGAUGCCACACCAACACCCGGUAUCCCAGGAUUGACCGAGUCUAUUGCUGAAAUUAGCGCCGGAGGCUUCUUCUCAAUUUACCCUGGCAGCUCGGUUGUUGACGUUGUCAAAAUGCACAGCGUGGUGCAGCGAUUUUGCCGAGAUGAGCUCCGAAUCAAGGACGAGGAGUACAAAGACGCCCUCAACAAGAAUGAUCCGGGAUUAUACGACUCGUGGUUGAUUGUCGCCACACGAUUUCUCUGCAGGUCUUAUGAGGCUGCAAAAGAGAAGAUGGCGCAUUAUCAUGACUGCGGUCUCGUCCGUGACUAUAGAGAAUACGAGACUCACGCAUCGAGCCUUGCUGAGCUCUUCCCCAAAAGAUCAGCUAUGAGCUCACAUCCCUCCAUCCUUCGAGAGGCGCGUGAAUAUCUGCGCCAGCUUAUGAAAAGUGUAAGCAGCGAGAUCGAUCGCAGGUCUCCCAGCUCUUCCCAGGAGACUUCUCGCAACCAAAAGUCUGUUUUUGAUAGAUCAAGCAGCUCCUCAUCUUCAUUUCCUGAAUCUUCGACCGAUGAGGGUCUGUCACGUCAAUCCACAUUCAACUGGACUGACUCAGGAUCUGCCCGUGCAGAAUCACCCGAGCAAAUCAUGGUACCUCCGCGUUUCAAACUGGAUCUGUUUCCUCCUCACAUCUUCGGACAAGCUGGUUACGAGUCAGAAGAGGGCUACGAGACAGAUGGAGAAUCAAAGCAAGCUCCUCGAAUCUCACCAGCACUUUCGCAGAUGAGUCAAGCUACGGAAAAGCCGUCCCCGAAAACACAAAGCCCUCCUGCUCCAGCUGAUGAAACGGAAUGGAAUUUGGUUGACCGACAUUCUAAACCACGGGCAACAAGAGAGAGGCAGUCAUUGAAGCGAACCCGAGGUAUUCGUCGCUUGCGUGGAACCAAACCAGCCACUCCGUUGGUCAAAGUCUCAACUGUCCAUGGACGAGGCUCUUCCAGUCGUGUGUUAUCGGAAAAUGGAAGCUCUUCGAUCUUGGCUUCAGCGGCUGAAAAGGCGUUGGCUGACGUCCGGCGAUAUAGCAACGGCAGUGGAAAGUCAGCUACAGAUGGUGUGAACACUACAACUUCAGCUCCAGCGAGUAAAGAGAAUGUACCCACCUAUGCGAGUGUGGCAGCUCGACGCAUGCUAGAGGCAGAUUUCCCAAGACGACCAGCCUCUAUGCAUCCAUUACGAGGACAGGAAUCAGCUCCAGGUCUACAGGUGAAGCUUUCUGUCGAAUCACUUGAUGGCCAAGCAGGCUAUAUAUUUGCCUCUCCGCUCGCACAUGAAGUGACAACCCAUGAGCUGAUGACUGAACCCUUGUCACGAUCGACAUACAGCGAGCCCGGGGGUGAUUUCCUCGGUCAGCAGCUUCUACUAGAUCUCCAGACUGCGCCUGGGUCCCGCAUGGAGUCUCGUCGCUCGUCACUCGCUCACAUAUACGACCCUGUACGGGAAUUGUCUGCCAGUACGCCUUCGCUCGUGCCAUAUCACCCUGCCCAAGAGCUGUCUGCCAGUACUCCUACUCUCAUCCCAUAUCCGCCACCACCUCUACCGUAUGAUGAAGACAUCAGUAUCACUGUUCCACGUCAAAGAAGGUCAAGAUCAAGGCCAGCUUCACGGCCAGCUUCGAGAUCUCCCGCCGUGCCCCAUCCGUCCGCGAUCAUGCCCGGGGCACUCCCUCUUCAAGUGACUCUCUCUGAUGGUCCCAUUCCACAAGUCCCCAAGCGUCCGGGUCCCGACGUUCUCACGCGCAAUUCUUCUGGGUUCUCACACCAGUCCUGGGCCACAGAGCCAGUCCGUUACCCACCACGGUUCUCACCACCCCCGAGCUUUGAACAAACAAGUGCGAUUAUGCGUACUGCUACCCCAGGAAUGGCGCAGAGCCAGAUGGCCCAGCAAUCAAUGGCCCAAUUGCAGAGUCUCCCCGGAGCUACCGGCUGGAACGGCGGCUCCUUCUCAGACAGCGCCCUCCAAUCCGACGCACUAUACCCACCCAUCCCUCCAUCACGCCCCAGACUAGGCUCGGUAGACGAGCGACUACGAGAGAUGAGCCUAGCAUGGACAUCAGAGGUCGAACCUGCUCAAAUUCUUCAAUUUGGAGGACAUCGCGUUGAUGUGCGAGAUGCACGCCAACGGCUACACGAGUCUGGCAGGCUCCAGGCUCCCCGUCAUGUUUCUACUUAUCAACUCUAUCACCCAAACAUUUCUGGGCCCUUGAUUCACGAGGGGAACCAUAUCUAUGCGCCCGCUCCGCCGCUAGAGUAUUACGGCGGCAGGCGGCCACGGAGUGGUAGCUCGCCGCCUAAACCUGACUAUGAUGGGCUGGGUGUUCGUUUCUCAUGA
Molecule: messenger RNA, 4542 nt
Organism: Penicillium atrosanguineum
Lineage: Eukaryota; Fungi; Ascomycota; Eurotiomycetes; Eurotiales; Aspergillaceae
Exons: 4
Coding region: 1-4542 (1513 amino acids)
Molecular function (GO): ADP binding
Source: RefSeq, a predicted model, not a curated record